Molecule: messenger RNA, 3659 nt
Organism: Cuscuta epithymum
Lineage: Eukaryota; Viridiplantae; Streptophyta; Magnoliopsida; Solanales; Convolvulaceae
Source: the annotation of a GenBank genome assembly
GCGUAAUUUACCAGAACCUGGGCUCUCAACCCCAUUUGUUUAUUCCCCAUUUUGUCCACGUUCUCCGCCACGGGUUACCUCCGCCCACGGCGUCUCUGUCAUAACAAUAACAUUAAUUGAGAAGAAUCGCAUAAAAGGGAGGUACUCAUAAAAUAAUGGGCGCGUCGUUAUCGAGCCUGACGGAGAACGGGUCGGCCAAUGACAGGCCUGGUUUAGGGGACAUACCGGAGAGCUGUGUCGCCAGUGUUUUCUUGCACCUGACGCCGCCGGAGAUCUGCAACUUGGCUAGGCUCAACCGCGCUUUCCGUGGCGCCGCCUCAUCCGACUCCGUCUGGGAAACCAAAUUGCCCUCCAACUACCAACAGUUGCUCGACCUUUUUCCGGAAGACAGAUACCAUGGACUGUGCAAAAAAGACAUAUUCGCCUUCCUCUCUCGUCCAGUUCCUUUUGACGACGCCAACAAGGAAAUAUGGUUGGAUAGGGUUACUGGAAGGGUUUGCAUGGCAAUUUCUGCAAAAGCAAUGACCAUAACAGGGAUUGAGGAUAGGAGAUACUGGAACUGGCUUACCACAGAAGAGUCUAGGUUAUAUACUUGGACUUAAAUCUAAUUAUUUAUGAUGUCAUAAAAUGAUUCAGACUCAUUGUAUGGGUUGGACAUCUUAUUUAGAAGUGCUAUAGAGAGCUCAUUAUGUAGUGAUAUUAAAAUGAGGUCUGUUUAUAUUUAUAUAAAAUGUUUUAUAAAAAUUCUUUUCUUCCCUCUCUACUUAUUGUUGAUUCUUCAUCCCAUAGUAAUUUGGUUCGUAGUUAUAUUUAAUUAUAUGCAUUCCAUCAUUUCCAAUGGAGCCAAAGACUCACUAUUUUUUGGCUUGGGAAUAUGAUGGAAUAAAGCAAAAUGGCUCACUGAACUGUCCAUGCAAUUUUCAAUGCGAUUUUCAUCAUGGGUCAUCUGGAAAUAGUCUCUAUGUGCUUGAGUACAAGGGUAAGGCUGUGGACAUCUGACCCCCUUAUCCCACCGUAGGUGGGAGCCUUUGCGGCACUGGGUAAUGUUGUUGUUGUUUAGUUAUAUUUAAGUAUAUACUCGAAUUGCUUUUAAUAUUUCUUGACUGGUGUAAUUGAUUUGAGUUAGGGGUAUUUUUGAAUUAAAGAAUGGACCUAUGACAUUAUGAUCUAACAAUGGCUAUCAACUUAAAGUUGUAGAAUUUCGGGAGAUAUACUAUUCCAUUAAGUCUGGGACAUUAAUCUGGAACAAAUGUGAGGAAAGUUGGAUUGUGUGGUUGAUAUUGAACUUGUAAAAGUAAGAAUGGCUAUGUCUCAAAAUAUAGUCAGAUUUGGUAUAGGACCAACUUAGCAAGAAGGAUAAAUUAGAAAGACGUGACAAAUAUUGUGGGGCAAAGGGAUUAUUUAACUUCAAAGUGCUGUUUGAUUAAGUUCUACUUUUAUCAAAAUGCUCUAUAUUUCAUGAAAGCUGUCUAUGAUUUAGGGAUUUAAAAUCUUCAGUCACGUUUUAUGAAGGAAAUUGAAGUUCCAAGAUGUUGUGAGUUGAGAAAACUAAACUUUUCUUAUUCUGUGCAAAAUAUGCAUCGCAACAGGUUUAGUUCAGCCUUAUAAAGUAUCCAUGUGAUCCUAUAGUGCUUCAAUCAUCAUAGUUUUUCUUUUGUUUUCCUUUGGAUUUAGAAACAUAUUAGUAUUCAGUAUGCUUUAUCAGAACAGAUAUUUGGACAACUUUUUGGGAACCGAAUCGACGUCAUAAUCUUGAUCCCAUGAAAAUUUAGUCAUCGAAAAUCAGUAGUAACCAUUUGCUCUUGUUUUAUACAUAUCGAGCGUUUUGUUUAAAUUUAAUAAGCUGAAAUAAGUAUAUCGUGGUAGGGUGCGCUAAAUCAACCUAAAAUUAAUCCUUGUUUUUUUUCUUCUGUGAAAUCUAUGUUAGUGAUUGGCAUUGCUUGUCGUUUCGGAUAGAUGGCUUGUAGUGAAACCAAUUCCAGUUUAUUCUUAAAUUUCGAGAUUGAUAUUGCUUUCCAGUGUUCUAUGGGAAAUACAAUAUGUCAAUGUCAUGGCCAUUCUUAGUGGGGUUUCUGCCAACUAAUUUAAGUGCACCCUUAUGUAUUUGAAUUUAUUCCGAUAGUGUUUCCUGUAGUUUGGACAUUCAGCUAUGCAUGCUCCUGAAUGACUGUCUAGUGUCUUUGAUAUUAUCUGAAUGGGAAAAUUUCCACUUUAACAUUUCCAAAAUGGCAUACAGCUCUUUCCAUUUUUGGUCAUUUCAUACUGUGAGAUAUAAUAAAGCAUAAAAGAUUGGGUCCGCAUUGCAGGCAAAUGGUGAAAAUUAAACAAAGAUGGAAAGUUUUAAGAAUAAGUUGUGAAUUCGAGCGUGUAAAAUAUGUUGCAAACAUGAAUAUAUCUUGUAUGUUAUGCUUAUUACAAGGGAACAUAACUAAGAGUGAAUAAGUAGCGUUCACUCACUAAACAAAUAUUUGUAGCAUCAAUGCUAUAUCUCUGAAGCUGGUGAUAGAUAGAUAGCUGAAGUCUUAUUACAGGAUAAAAAACAUAGAAACUUUUAACAAAUCGGAAGAUGAAAAUCAUAUAAUAUAUUGUUGCCGAAGUACUAAAAAUGGUACUUUUUGACGGUCUUGGUAAACGAGUCAUGGAGAUAUUGAGAUCAUCAUUCAUUACUUUUUCCUUUUUUUGUUUGUUUGGUUUUUAGGUUCCAUGUUGUGGCCUAUUUGCAACAAGUAUGGUGGUUUGAAGUUGAUGGUGUGGUGAGUUUUCCUUUUCCACCGGAUGUCUACACACUUUCGUUUAGGAUCCAUCUUGGCAGGUUCAACAAGAGAUUGGGGAGGCGUGUUUGCAACUUUGAACACACCCAUGGUUGGGAUAUAAAACCAGUGAGGUUCGAGUUCUCGACUUCUGAUGGGCAGCAUGGCGUGAGCGAGUGCUUUCUGGAUGAUGAUGUACAGGAUGAGGUAAGUGGGAAUCACAAGCGUGGGUGCUGGAUAGAGUACAAGGUGGGGAAAUUCCUUGUCACUGGAUCUGAUCCGAUGACUGAGGUUCGGUUUUCAAUGAAACAGAUCGAUUGCACACAUUCCAAAGGCGGCCUUUGUGUGGACAAUGUAUCAAUUGUUCCCAGUGAUCUGAACCGGCAUUCAAGAGAAUGGGAUUUGAAGUAACAGUGACAUGUCUAAGCAUGAAUGAAUAUCCCGUCUGGUUUUAGUUGGGGGUUUAUUCUACUGAUGGUGAUUGUAGCGAAGAAAAAUGUGGGUGUCAUGAUUGAUGUCAUCUUUUUGUAGGUAUAUGCCUCUUAUCCAUGUUGCCUUUCAUCAAUUUUUGUUGACAUGUCGUUGUAAAUUUCAUAUAUGGAAGUUUAGAAUGAUCAAUUUGACCCCUUUUUGUGUCAUUCGAAAGAGAAAUUCUAGUUCUAUAAUUAUAGUAGAGUCCUUGUUUGAGUAAAAUAUAUAAAAACGAUGUUGUUUCACACUAACUUAUAUGUGUGGAUGUAGUCAAAUUUAAAUUUAGGGUAUUCUGUAUUCAUUUUAAGUUUUAACCCUUGUUUAUGUCAUUGGAAAGUUUUUUAGUAUUGCAAAUGUAAUAGACUCAAUUCUGUUCAUUGAGGACUUAGUUGGACAUUUGAUCAUAUCUAAGUUUAUAAUUAUCAAUUUGAGCUCUUU